GACUCAAUUUGGUACCGGAGUCGCCGUGUCGUUCCUCCGCCGACUCUUCUUCCCCUUCGCCGACGGGUUUUCGCCUCAAAUUCGUCGUUCUUCUUCGUUCUUUGGCACCGGUGAGCGGCCUCCUCCGUUUGUUUUUAUUCCUCGGCGAUGGUGCCGCUGCUACCAGGUCUACGCCUAUGCAUUAGGGUUUCGUCUUAAGGACGCCAAGCUCGUGAACUAAUACCAGGAUUCUUUUCUGCAUAACAGUUUUAAAGGCACUGGAGAUAUGGCUUCUUCACCUCCUGUCUCUAGUAGCAAGAUUGGUGAUUCUAUUACUGCAAUUGGAGCCAUAAAUGGAAAUGCAGCAUCGCAAAGGCCUAGCGCAUAUGGGAUGCCAAAGCCUAGCCUCCGUGGGCAAAACAAGCCUAAGUGCAUCAAGUGCGGGAAUGUUGCCCGGUCUAGGUGCCCGUUUCAGUCAUGCAAAAGUUGUUGUGCUAAAGCUGAAAAUCCCUGUCAUAUUCAUGUGCUGAAACAGAAUGGUACAUUGCCGGAUAAACCACCAACAUCUAGCUCUACAUCAGUUGAGCAGCCACCAAAUGAUGUGUCAUCGCCGUCUGGGUCUUCUUGGAGACUCAAUUCACUCAGGCACGCCUCUACUAAUUUUGUCAAUAUCCUACGUGCAAAGAAGCCUUUGACCAAGAAGGAUGCAAUUAAUCUAAAUAAGUGGAAGUUUAUGAAGUUAAGAGAGCAUCUUGAAGGAAAUGUUGAAGCUGAAAAUGAGGCAUUUGAUAGAUAUGUGCAGAAUGUGAGUUUGUUGGAGGAAACAUUCUCAUUACCGAUCAUGGAAGAAGCAGAAACUCAAAGUCAGGUUUCUUCUGGUUCUAUUCCUUCUGAAAAAUUAAUCUCAGAUAUCAAAACGAAGCUUGAAUCUGAUUCUCAAAGAACUGAUACUUUAAGGGAGAGAAUAAAAAGUCUUAUUGAUCAGAAAUUACUGGAAUUGCUGAAUGGAGAACUUGGUUUUGAUGAUUAUGAGACCUAUGAUGAUGACCCAGAUGAUGUCAAAGAGUUUAAAAGAUCGAAAAUGAUUAUGCAGUCACGCUAUGACAAGAAUGCGAGCAUGGCAGAUCUAAUUAGUAAAUUGAACAGAGCAGCAAGCAAAGAAGAUUUGACAGCUUGUUCAGAUUUGAUGCUUCAGCACCGAUCUAAUAAUCUGAGUGGAUAUCAAUUCACUGAAAGUAAAGCAGCAUUGUAUUUUCGUUCCCUGCCUAAGAUGUGUUCGACUGUCCAUGUUGAUCAAGAUGCUCUCGAGAAUAUCAACUCUGAGCUUUCGUCUCUAGACCACAUUUUUCAGCUGUGAUUUGUUAGAUCAAAGGCUAAAGGCUCUGAAUUCAUUGUAAUGUGCUUUCUUGUAUGACUACUCUUCAAGUUUAGUUCUUCCAUAGUAUUUUGUUGUUGUUGUAGUAUUACAAGCCAUUGUUCAAGUGUUAACGUGAAAACUUUUAAGCUCUGUUACCUAGAAAAGGAACGGAACUAAUGAAAUAUUUUGUUAAUUGUAACA
Molecule: messenger RNA, 1537 nt
Organism: Zingiber officinale
Lineage: Eukaryota; Viridiplantae; Streptophyta; Magnoliopsida; Zingiberales; Zingiberaceae
Exons: 6
Coding region: 266-1336 (356 amino acids)
Source: RefSeq, a predicted model, not a curated record